AUGGACGACGUGUGUAAGCCCUCCUCCACAGAAAGGACGCUGCUCUUGGAGAAGGAGCUGGCGGCAAGGCUGGGCGAACUGAAGUCUGAGUUGGAAGAACAGGGGUUCCUUCCAGGAACAGCCAACCGAGUCUUCAGCUCCGUUCAAAUACCAAAGGAUGUUGCUCACUUUCGAUGUGAACGGGAAACAGCUCUGAAGAGAACCCUGCAGGUGGCCGAGUCCAAGCCCCUUGUUAUUCAGGCAGAUGUCCUGAAGAGGGAGCUAGAGAGCUGUCUAAGGAGAGAGUACACGCCGGAAAACCUUCCUCUGCUUCUGUUGCAGUAUUACACAGGGAGAAUUACCCAGCUGGGCCAGAGUAAAUAUUUGCACAUGCUGAGGUGGAAGAGGCUGUGUCAGACCAGUAAGACCAUGGAAGAACUCUACCCUCUCUAUAAGAAACAAGUCGACUACAUCAUGCAGGAGUUCAAUGACUCAGUUCAGAGAGCAGAAAGACUGUCGGUUGCUCGAGAAAACUUCCUUAUGGGAAAAACCAACCGUCCCGACUUCGUGACUCCAGAGGACCUGAUGAUUUACACCAGGUGGUUAGUGUGCCACCUGCACACUCUUGGGACCGUUCACCACUACCUGCAGGCCCUCCAGUAUCUGCCCAUCUCCAAAAUGCUGAGUCUAGCUGAUAAGCAAGCCUCUGGAUUGAAUGUGGAAAAUGGAGAAGUCUAUGUCGCCGACCUUAGGGCUGCAUUCCCUGGUCCUCUGGGCCCCAGGGUUUCAGGGCCAGGGAGAACAGACUCUGUGUUUGUCUUGCCACAGCACGUGACAGACAGGGAUGAUCUCAAACCUCAGCUGGGGCUCCUGCUCUCACAUUUCCACAUCCCGGGUGACGUGCAAAAGUUGAGCGACUCAGCCAAAGAGAUGGAGCUCUUCUCCUCGGUUUCUCAAAACUUCCAAAGCAUCUUCAUGGAGCAGCAAAGGAUGUGGACAUUCCCAGACUACGAGGCCGGGAGAGGUAAAGUGCAGAAUCCGGCUAUGUCAGGACCCGCAUCCACCCUGAAGAAGAGAGCCACCUGGACUCCCUUCGUGAAGGUCAAGCCAAAAUGUGACCCUUGGCAGAAGAAGAUGUUGAUCAGACUCAAAGAACGGAACAGAAUAGAUGAGCUAAUGCGCCUCCAGUCAAAGUUUCUGAAGAUUUCUGACCCCAUCCGAGUCAUGCAAGUUCUCCAGGAUCACGCUGCCAAGACAGUGCCUACGGCUCCACAUCGGUCAUCUCUCCCGACUUCUCAGGCUCCGCCUCCGCGCAACUAUGACCAAGUCUGGCAGAAUAUUUAUAGCAACCCCAAGCUCUAUCAGGCAGAAAAUGUGAAGGAAGACAGCCUUUCGGUGGAGCCAAGCUAUGAUGACCCUGCAAACCCACGUCUCAGCCAAAGUUCUGAUGGGUCUCUGAAGCAGAGACCAGAGACAGGAUACAGUUAUGCCGUGGCCCUGCAACUGCUGGGUUUGAGCGACGGGACUGAGCCCGACAGGAAUCCGGUCCUGAUGAGAGGGGCCUACUUAUCCUUCCUGUGUUUGCGCCACCUGCACAUCCGGGAGCUACAGCGCAUCUGCUUGGGAGUUCUUAACUUCUUCAGAUCUGUUGAACGAACUUUAACAAUGAAUACUUCAGGCCUUACCUCCGUUUCAGGGACCCUGGUCCCCACUCUGGGAGAUAGUUCUUGGGUAAAUGUGUCAAAAGGAGGCGUGGGCACCUUGCAAGGCCUAGGAGCACACCACUAUGUCCACGGGACACCUGCUGAGCACACGGUCCACAGCAUCCAAUUCCUAGAGUUCUCAGAAGCCGAGAACCAGGAUGACUUCCACACCACACACGCUGGCUGCAUCCACACCCAGGACCAGCUCGGCGCGUACGUCAUGUAUGACAGCGCCCUGCAGGAUUGGAAGGAACUGGAGUCAGAGCUGCUGCUCAUUGCCAGCCAUUACAUUGAGAAAGAAAAAAGUCACAGAGAGGACUGCAGAUCAGAGGGCAGCCAGCUCCGGGGCUGGGCCCACGCAAACGUGGACAGAUUUGCUGUGCUGAAUGACCUGUGGACCUGCGAAGCAAAUUUUCUGGAAAGCAAACGCCAGCUUCUUGAUAGUUACUUGGAAGCCUACCAACACACCUUGGACCCCGAGGAACGGUUUGCGUUAGCACAAGCAAUGACUGACAUUAUGCACCGACGCCCCAAGUUUGAUCUCAGCCACCCGUAUUUCACUAAGGCCUACCAAGAUGAUUGUACCUGCCUGAGGCUUCAUCUGCAGCUAGUGAGGGGCAUCUGCAGCCACCACCUGGAGCAGCAGCGGGAUUACAUCCAGAGGCUCUGGCGAGGGCGUUAUCCCGAGGCUCACAAGACAUUCGGACUUCCCCUGAACAUAAUUUGCAAGCAAUUUGUUUCCAUCAACGACAGCUGCCCAGCUUCAGAGGACACCCACCUGUUUGAGUCCCACCCUUCCCUUGGCCUGACUGGACUCAUCCCCAAAGCUCUGGAGCACCUGUUGCGGCAGGCUCGCCACGCCCACAAGCGUGCAUCGCCCAGCAAGCUCGCCCAGAUGGAGAUACAUAUCUUGCAGCUUGCCCUGGACCUGUGGCUGACCCCAGCCAAGCCUGAGGCCUGGUACAGCACUCAACUCCAGAGAGAUCUCUUUUCAGCUAAAGUGAUGGGUGAUCCCUUUCUCGUGGAGGAGGUGGGCCUGCUGGCGCUCGGGUCCACGGCGGACAAAGGACAGAAACAAGGCCAAGAGUUCCACACGCUGCUCCUGGACACGGUUUCCAAACUUCUGGAACUCCUGACCCUCCGUCACCGGCUGAUAGAAACGAGCGUGGAGAGUGCAUACUUGGCUGGGCUAUAUAAAGAAUUGGCACAGGAGAUGGGUUUUGAAGAAUCCCAUUUGCAUCUGAGGCCGGUUCCCUUUGAGUUUGUAUCACACAAGGAUAAGGUGGACCCAUCCCCUCCUGUCUUUAUAACUUCUCUGUUGGAGGACAGCAGUCGGGUGGAUAGAUACUGCCCCGCCUCCCUGGUCCUAGCUAUCUCUGAGCUGGAUGGCGACCAAAUUGGCAAAUUCAGUUUUUACACAAAAGAAGCCAUCCUCAAGCUCUUGGUCCAUUCAGGAGUGGAAAAUAUGCAAGUGACCCUCGCAUGCCAAACUGCUCAGAAAAAUGCUUUGAUGGUGGCCGUUCAACAGGCGUUCUUUUACCGCAUCCCUGGAGCGGACAGCCCUGUUGAUACCAAGGAAACAAGUUCAGACCAGAGACAUCAUGGUGGAAUGAGUCCAAGCAGAAGAGAUUCCAAAACCACGAAUGGCAAAGAACAUUUCCUGUUAGCCCCGACUCUGCGAGCCCCAGACACCUUUACUCAUUCUUCAGAAGGAUUUAAGACUUCCAAGAGGGCUCCAGAGGCCUUCGUGUCCAUUCAACUAGAAAAGGCGGGCUUGCGGGACCUGAUGCUGAACACCUUUCUGCACAAGAAGCAGACAAUGAGGGACCAGAUAAAGAGCCCUGAUGAUGUUGAAAAAGUGAAGAAGGAACUAAUAGUUGAAUAUUGCCAAAAGUUGACCCGCCGCAUGUCUCAUUAUUCCCUUCGGGGUCAGAUCAUGGCCUACUGCAAUAGCCUACGACUUCUGCUAGAUGACUGUCCUGCCAUCAGAGACACCUUCUUCAUGGUGGGACAACCGAAUGAAAAGAAGGGAUUGAAGGACUCCAGUGGAGAAUUCAAGGCAGACCCGAGCAGGAGUUUUCAACCUCGGCCUAGAAGUUUGCUGUCUGCUGAUGGAAGAGUUUUUCUCAAUUUAUGGUUCAUUCCCCAUCCAUCUGAAGUGCUAUUUAUGUUCAAAACUCUGCCGGAAGAGGAAGCUUUAGGAGCCCUAAAACUGACUCUGCAGCUCGUAGCUUCUCUCCAUGACAUUGUGGCCUACACUUUCGGUUUUGCCAAACUUGGCAAUUGCCCAGCCUACUUCGACCUUCCUCUAAGUCCAAACCCUCCGAGGAGGGACUGGGGAGGAGCAGAGGGCAUUGGGACUGAACUUCAAGAGCUGCAGAAAAUGAUUGACAGGCUCCAGAGCCCCCAGGACCCGGGCCAGGUGGCCCAGGCCCUCCUCCUGCGCAGGGAGGUGAUCUUGCUGCAAUUCGAUGCAGCUGUGAGACAUCUCCUCCGAACAUUUUUGGCAGCGGGAAAUGUUCCCGCCUACCAGUCUGUCGCCGACAGUGCAUGCUGUGGUUUGCCACCACUUGGCAACUCUCUCAGGAAGAGCAUCUUUUCCUCACAGCUUAGCCUGCCCCAGCCGCUGGAUCCUCAGAGCCUACAGGCGAUCAUGCUGUUCCCAUGGAGGACAUUCCUGGAAGAUGGUGGACCAUUUCCAGUUGUAAGCAGCAUCCCGGACACCCUAGAGUAUGAUAUGCAGAUGUGUCUCUGUGGGCUAAGUGACCGUGACCGCAAAGUAGCCCAUGGAGAGCUGGUGGGUGUGCAGAUGCUAAUGGAAGAUGUGCUUCUGGGUAGCUGUCACAUGAUCAGGAAGGCUUCUACUGAACAGCAAACUGCGCUGGAUGGCACACAGCCAGACUGGUCUAAACUGCCAGGACUCUGCCCAAAUCAACUGGAAAGUCACCCAAAGGCCUCUGCUUUGCUGGAGGACCCAUGUGAUGUCGUGAUGUCCCUGGCUCUGCUGAAAACCUUCCUCAUCUUGUGGAAGCAGCUAGAGGGGCUGAAGGAACACUGGGGCCGACUCAGGCUCCCAGGGCAGAACAUCAACUCUGCCCAGCUACACAGGCGGCUCUCGGAGCUCUAUGAAGCUGAGAUUUUCUACCCCAGCAUGAAAGCUCUAGCCAGGCAGAUGGGCAAAGAAGAUGAAUUUGAAGAACAGAUAAUAAGAAGCCAAUCUAUCCUUCCUCCAAAGGGAGCCUCAGAAAUUGAAAUAAAAACUCAACAGCUUCAGAAACUUCUGGAAAGUUUAGAAAUUCACAUGAUCCAAGAAGUAUUGAGAAAAGUUAAUAGAGAGAUGACACUGUUUCUAUCAGAAAAGUCCAAGGAGGAGUCUACCCUCCCAACAGAUCUUUGGAAACACCAAGUCAUGAAAGAAAACUUUUCUGUUGUGAGACCCCAGAUAGUUGAGAGAUUUGUACAGAGACUAAUGGAGAAUUCCCGAGAUGACGGACCUGAGAUCACUUUCCGGAGGGAGCACCUUCAAGCCUGCCUCCUCUCCUUGGGCUGUGACAUGAUGGCAAGAGAACGCAGCAACUUUGAGACCUACUCCAUGUGUUAUGAGCAUAUCCUGCAGCAUGCCAGGCAGAAGCUAAGCCAGAAGGAGCAGGAGGUAGACUUGCUACGAAGAAGUCAAGUUCCUUCUGAAGACUGUGCUGGUCAGAUUGCAGAGCUCAGUCAUGACAUGAUCAUGGAAAUCACCGCUCUGAGGGCUCAGCUCACAGACCUGGAAGAGGAGAAUCUGAAUCUGAAAGUCCAGAUUAGAAAAGAGGUCCAGGAAGAGUACGGAGAAUUAGUGCAGGCGUUGUUUAUGACCUGCUUACACAUAAAGGAGAAGCUGGAUGAGAAUCAGCUUAAUUUGAUCCAGAAAGUGUGUGAGCUCAUCGGGGAAGUGAGAGCCGACGGGAUUGCCAACGUGAAACAGCUAAAGAAAACCUGGGGCUCUGCCAGGCCUGAGGGAGAAAGGAAAGAGGACGCAGCCCAAGAGCAGCUGUGUGCCUUGGAGCAGGACAGCAGCAACACCCUGGCUGCUCUCCUGUGCAAAGCGCGGAGCCUGGGCCGCUGGCGGCUGGCUGUGCAGCAGGCACACCUCAGAGGUCAGCUGAGCAGGGCAGAGAAGGAAUCGGUUCACAGUAAAAAGGAGUGUCUGAGAAUCAAGCUAAUGGCGGAGCAAGAAGUGGCAUUACUUCAUCAAGAGCUCCUGGCGGCAAGGCAAGCCCUGGCCAAAGCUCAGACUGACAACAGGAAGCUGUGGUGGCAGCAUGAUACCCAGGCUCAACUGCUGAGAGAGUUGGAACACAGAGUGACUCAAGACUCUGUCACGCGGCAGCAGCUGGAUGUCAUAAAAACAUCUGGCAUGGAGACGCUCCUAAAAGACUUGGAGCAAACAGAGCAAAAACUGCAACUCCUGACAGAAGAGGCCGAGCGGGCUUCGAAACGAGGCCAGCUGCAGCAGAAGAAGAUGGACAGAGAACUGAAGCAGGUGAGGAGCAGGCUCGCUCAGGAGCGCAGUGUGAAGCUGGAGGCCUUCCAGCGAGUGCAGGAGCUACAGAGUCAGCUUCAGGGCACCGAGCCGCCCUCUGCCCAGACGGGCUCCUCAGUCGGGCUCAGAUCCCAGACCCACUGCUUCCUAAAUUCUGCUUCGACUUCAUCCAGAUUCUCUCAUCAUCAUUUUUCAAAGACUCCUUUUAUGGGCAGUAAAAUGACAAGAAGGAUUCAAAGACCAAAGACUGUACCAGUUAGGCACAUCAGAAGAACCGAUGAUGGUUCCCUAGCCAGUGUGGCAGAAAAUGCUCAACUUACAACUUUUCAAGCCCAAAGAGCUCCAUCUGGGAUUUCUUUCAGACCUGAAAGCUCUUCCUCCUGGUGUGUAGCAGCCGAUCGGAUCCUGAAGGACUGAGGUGAGCUCAUCUUGAGCGUCCCUCCGUCAUGAAGCUUUGGUCCCAGAUCUGAAAGCAUUCAGGCUUUGCUUUGCACUCUACAGCUGUUCUGGCUCCUGGCUGCCCAGCAGUCUCUCAGUUUGAGUUUUGAGUAACAAGGCAGGUAGGCCAGGCCAUGACAAUGGGCCUUGAUGCUGAGCAGUCUUUACUAAGAAGUGAAGACCCAGGACUGGAAAGCCGGUGCAUCCGUUACGAGUGCUGGUUCCUCCGAGAACCCCCAUGCAGUCCCAGCUCCUACCUGUAACUCUAGUUCCAGGGGAUCUGAUGUUCUCCUCCGGCCUCUGUGGAUACUGGGCAUGCAUGUGAUAUACAUACAUAAAUGCAAGCAAGCAUACA
This is a messenger RNA of Apodemus sylvaticus (European woodmouse), 6997 nucleotides long. RefSeq lists its product as uncharacterized. The record is from RefSeq and is a predicted model, not a curated record. The coding region runs from base 1 to 6621 and encodes 2206 amino acids. Lineage: Eukaryota; Metazoa; Chordata; Mammalia; Rodentia; Muridae. The transcript is spliced from 47 exons.